AUGACAACAUCUUCAUCAUCUGCUCUUUCACCUGAAGCAAAAGAAUUUGUACCAUUCGUUCAAAUUCCUUCGUCAACAACAACAAUUCCAUUAUACAUUAGUGAAAAUACUAUUGCAUCUGUUUAUUCAUCUGAACAACAACAAUUAGUUUAUCCAUUAAUAAAAGUUCCUGAAAUUGAAUUUCAUAUACAAUCAUCACAACAAUUUCAUAUUGAUUCAUGUUCAAAUAAUCAAACACAAACAUCAACAAAUACGAAUCCAUCACAAAUUGUUCUUUUACCAACAAAUACAUGUUAUCCCGAAACACAAAUACUUUAUCCAUCAAAUGAUCAAACAUCAACAUUUUAUCCAAUUGAUUAUACUGAACAAUCAUUAACAAAUUAUUCAUAUCAACAACCAAAAUCUAAUCGAAUCUCAUCAUUUCGUCAACAACGUGGUGGUGGUAUUAAUCAUGCAUCAUAUCAUUCGAAUAAUUAUCGAAAUAAUCAUUAUGAUCAACAAGACACAACAACUUUUAAUAAUCGACGAAAUUUUUAUCCAACAAAUAAUAAAGGAAUAUCAAAACGGAUUCUUUCUCGUUCAAUACAACAACAACAUGAUAAAGCACAAAAUGAGAAUUUAAAUUAUGAGAAUGGUUAUCAUAUGAAUGAUGAUGAAACUUCAUUUGAAUUUCGACAAGAAGACUUUCCAAGUCUUCCAAUGAAUAAUAAUCAACAAUCUGAUAAUAUUGUAGCUCAAUCAAUUACAUCGACAAAUACAAAACCAACAACUUCCUGGAAUACAAUUGUUUCUGCUCCACGACCACAUUCCACAUCUCCACAUUCAGUUACAAAUUCUUCAAAAUUAUCUGAAACUCAACAAACUGAUCGAAGUCAUUCAUCAAAUAAAAAAGUAGUAUUAAAUAAUGAACGAAAAUCUUCUAAUAAUAAAAAAUCUUCAUUACAAUCAAAAUCGAAAAUAUUAAAUAAUACUUCCAAACAAAUUCCUUUAAACGAACAACAACUUUCACAAUCGGUGACUAAUAAUGAUGAAUCAUUGAAUAAACAAGAUAAAAAAGUUGAUAAUACAAAAGAUGAUGGAUUUAUACAAACAAAACAAAAACAAAAACGUUCAGAACGACGAAAAAAUAAAGUAAAAGAAGAACAAUCAAUAAUAGUUGAAACAGUACCAUUUGUACUUGAUGAUGAAAAUGCAUUUCCCACAUUAGGCCAAGAUGUAUCUAUAUCAAUACCAAAAAAAUCCGAAAAUGAUUCUUCAACAAAAGAUAAAAUUUCUACUCCAGGAUUGAUUAUAAAAUCAAAGAUAAAAGCAAAUCAAACAUAUCAAAUAUGUUUAACCGAUAUGUUCAAUGCUUUAAGUACAUCAACACAAAUAAAACAAGAUAAUUCUCUUAAUAAAACAAAUAAAUCAUCAAUACAAACAGUAAAUACUGCUAAUCCACUUGAUUCAAAACCAGUACCAAAACGUGGAAAAGAACGUGAACAACCAAAACCACGUAAACCAACGAAACUUAAACGUAUUAUUAAUAAAGAACUUGAAGAAAAUCAAAAACAACGACAACAAUUACUUGUUAAAUCUACAACACUUAAACAAACUGAUGAAAAAGAUAUUCAAAAUGAAACUGAUACUAAUAAUCCUACUGUUAUUGAUGAGUAA
Molecule: messenger RNA, 1656 nt
Organism: Rotaria sp. Silwood2
Lineage: Eukaryota; Metazoa; Rotifera; Eurotatoria; Philodinida; Philodinidae
Source: the annotation of a GenBank genome assembly